AUGCGGUCCUGUCUCUCAAAUGCUGUCAAAGUACAGGCUCAAGAAUUGACGAAAGAAGAUUUCAAAGGCUCCAAUUGGUUGGUUUUAAGAUAUGCAAUACUCAAUUUAGAAGCUAUUCAAGCAGCCAUUGCUUUGGCCAAACAGGAAGGUCUUCUUGUUUCCUUGGACUUGGCCAGUUUUGAGAUGGUUAGGAACUUUAAAUUACCGCUUCUGAAGUUGCUGGAAUCUGGAGACAUAGACCUCUACUUUGCCAAUGAGGAUGAGGCAACAGAACUUUUAAGGGGCGAACAGAAUGCUGAUCCAAUAGCCGCAGUAGAAUUUCUUGCCAAAUACCGCCAAUGGGCUGUGGUAACAUUGGGCUCUGAUGGAUGCAUUGCUAGACAUGGGAAGGAGAUGAUACGUAUCCCGGCAAUAGGAGAAUCAAAGGCAACUGAUGCUACAGGAGCAGGAGACCUUUUUGCAAGUGGAUUCUUGUACGGAGUAGUUAAGGGUUUGUCACUAGAAGAAUGCUGCAAAGUAGGCACAUGUAGUGGUGGAUCUGCCAUCCGCUCUCUUGGUGGUGAGGUAACAUUAGAGAAUUGGCAAUGGAUGUACAAGCAGAUGCAAGUGAAGGGUCUUCCCACUCCCGAGGGCUUAUGA
This is a messenger RNA of Lathyrus sativus (Indian pea), 639 nucleotides long. The record is from the annotation of a GenBank genome assembly. Lineage: Eukaryota; Viridiplantae; Streptophyta; Magnoliopsida; Fabales; Fabaceae.